Messenger RNA from Exophiala spinifera, 1380 nucleotides. RefSeq lists its product as uncharacterized. Gene Ontology annotation, biological process: ribosome biogenesis. The record is from RefSeq and is a predicted model, not a curated record. Lineage: Eukaryota; Fungi; Ascomycota; Eurotiomycetes; Chaetothyriales; Herpotrichiellaceae. Gene Ontology annotation, molecular function: protein binding. The transcript has a single exon. Bases 1 to 1380 code for a protein of 459 amino acids. Gene Ontology annotation, cellular component: preribosome, large subunit precursor.
AUGACUUCAACUCCGGCCACCUCUGGCAAUGUCUCGGUGCGCGCCAGACUCACCACCCGAGACACAGACCUCGCUCUUCAAGAGUCUGCGCCCAUUCUAAUUCCUACAUCCUUCCGUCGCAUUCAGCUUUCGACACUGGUCAACAACCUUGUCAAGACCGAGAAGACGAUCCCGCUAGAUUUCAUUAUCAAUGGAACUUACCUUCGGACCACGAUUGACGAGUACCUCACAAACAACGGCAUCUCCACCGAGACGACGCUGAACAUCGAAUACGUCCGAGCGCGCAUCCCACCCCAAUACGCGGCUUCCUUUGAACACGAUGACUGGGUGAGCGAUGUAGACGUUCUAUCCGGGAACAAUUCCAGGAUACUGUCUGCCAGUUAUGAUGGGCUAUUGAGAGUUUGGAAUGCGUCUUCACAAGUUCUUGCGACUUCUCCAGCAAUGUCACAGAGCGGGCAAGCAUUCAUAAAGUCCGCCAAGUUUAUCUCACCAAAGCAAAUUGUCUCAGGAGGAUUCGACCGAGCGUUAAGACUAUGGAAAUAUGAGGAGGAGCAAGAUGGGUUCUCUGCGCAUAUUACACCACAACUAGAACUCUACGGUCACAAAGGCUCAGUGGACUCUGUAUGUCCGCACGCCGAGUCUGGCCGUAUUCUUUCGGGAUCAUCUGAUCACUCAGUCGGCAUCUGGUCAACGCGGACAUCGGAUGCCCCUGCUGCCCCGGAGGAGCUCGUUCCGAAGUCCAAGGGCAAGGACGGCAAGCGGAGAAAGUUGAACCCAGAAAUAUCCGUCCCAAACAGAGGCCCAGUGGCACUGAUGAAGGAGCAUACCGGGCAGGUGUCGGGUGUAACUUUUGACAGCAAUGACCACACAGUUGGCUAUUCAACAUCGUGGGAUCAAACGGUGCGGACCUGGGAUUUGGUUACGGCCUCUCUUGUGGAUACGCGGACAACGUCAGGCGCAUUGUUCUGUAUAGAACAUAUGCCGUCGUUGACCCUGAUUGCUGCCGGGUCUGUUAGUCGGGUGAUCAAGAUGGUGGAUCCACGUGCAUCGGCGGCUACGGUUACAGCCAUGACCCUCAAAGGACACAAGAACUCAGUCGUGAGCCUCGCCCGAGAUCCGGGCAACGAGUACACGAUUGUCAGCGGCAGUCAUGAUGGUACUUGCCGAGUCUGGGAUGUCCGAAGCACGAGACAAGAGAAAGAAGGGAGUGUUGUAUCGAGUCUAUACACCCUGCCUCGAGCGAGCCAAAAAGGCAGUCCCGCUUCGGCCGUUGGUGAAGGAGUCAAGGUAUUUGCUGUUUGUUGGGACAAGCAUCUGGGCAUUCUCAGUGCGGGCGAGGAUAAAGCCGUCCAGAUCAAUCGCAGCGACGAGCGAACCUGA